Molecule: messenger RNA, 2460 nt
Organism: Beta vulgaris subsp. vulgaris (sugar beet)
Lineage: Eukaryota; Viridiplantae; Streptophyta; Magnoliopsida; Caryophyllales; Amaranthaceae
Exons: 1
Coding region: 1-2460 (819 amino acids)
Molecular function (GO): RNA-DNA hybrid ribonuclease activity; nucleic acid binding
Source: RefSeq, a predicted model, not a curated record
AUGCAGACGUUGGGAGAACAAGACUUUGACGAGCAGCAAGUGGAUGAGGUCGUCUUAGACCCCAGCAAACCAGAUCAAACCGUUAAAAUAGGAGCUGCGUUAUCUCCCGACGUCCGUCAACAGAUAAUAGAUUUUUUAAAGGCUAACGCUGACUGUUUUGCAUGGUCCCACGAGGACGUCACAGGGAUAGAUCCCGACGUGAUCACACACAGACUCAACGUCGACCCCAAUCACAAGCCAGUCAAACAGAAAAGACGUAAAUUUGCUCCCGAGCGGAAUCAAAUCAUCAACGACGAAGUCCAAAAAUUAAUCGACACCGGCAAGGUAAGGGAAGUAAAAUAUCCUGAUUGGUUAGCUAACGUCGUCGUUGUAGGUAAGAAAAAUGGGAAGUGGAGAGUCUGCAUAGACUUUACCGAUCUCAACAAAGCAUGUCCUAAGGACUCGUUCCCCCUGCCGCACAUUGAUGCCCUAGUAGACGCCACAGCCGGACAUGAGUUGCUGUCGUUCAUGGACGCCUUCUCAGGAUACAAUCAAAUACUCAUGCAUCCCGAGGAUCAAGAGAAGACGUCAUUCAUCACCGAUCGUGGCAUUUAUUGUUACAAGGUUAUGCCGUUCGGACUAAAGAAUGCUGGCGCAACUUAUCAACGUCUGGUCAACGCCAUGUUCAAAGAUCAACUGGGGGACACCAUGGAGGUCUACAUAGAUGAUAUGCUGGUUAAGUCUAAAAAUUCACACGACCACGUGUCGCACCUACAGCAAUCAUUCGACGUCAUUCGAAGGUAUGGCAUGAAACUUAAUCCCACAAAGUGUUCUUUUGGAGUGUCUGCAGGUAAAUUUUUAGGGUACAUUGUCACGAAGCGGGGCAUCGAGGCCAGCCCAGAUCAAAUCAAGGCUAUCCUCAACAUCCAAUCGCCGCGAAAUGUAAAGGAAAUACAGAAGCUAACAGGACGUGUCGCGGCGUUGAAUCGCUUCAUUUCAAAGUCUUCAGACAUGUGUCGUUUGCUCUAUGACGUCUUAAAGAAAAAUAAAGGAUUUAACUGGACGCCAGAACAUGAGCAGGCCCUCCAAGACCUCAAGCAGUACCUCAUGACGCCACCGUUGCUGUCUAAGCCAAUAGCUGACGAGCCAUUACAGCUAUAUGUCGCCGUCAGUGAGUCAUCGGUAAGUGCCGUCCUAGCCAGAGAAGGACAAGACGGACGAUUGCCAGUGUACUAUGUAAGUAAGUCAUUGGUCGACGCCGAAACCAGGUAUUCUUCUCUAGAAAAGUUCGUCCUAGCAAUAGUGACGGCAUCCAAAAAAUUAAAACAUUAUUUUGAAGCGCAUUCUAUCUGUGUCAAAACUAACUAUCCCGUCAAGUCUAUUUUAAGGCAUCCAGAAUUAACAGGCAGAAUGAGCAAGUGGGCAAUAACAUUAAGCAGCUACGACAUCACUUAUCAACCUCGAACAGCGAUCAAAUCGCAAGCAUUAGCGGAUUUUGUGGCUGACUUUAGCCCUACACUAGAGGCGAUAGCCCAGACGGAGGUAAGUAUGCUUGAAGUCAAUACAACUAACAGUAAAUGGAUCUUACAUGUAGAUGGGUCUUCCAACUUUCGGGGCGCCGGCUUAGGCGUAUUGCUAAAGUCGCCACAAGGGGACAUCAUAGCCCGAGCUAUCAGUUGCGACUUCAAAGCUACCAACAACGAGGCAGAGUACGAGGCAUUGUUAGCAGGAUUAACGUUGUCUAAAGACCUAAAAGCUACUGAAGUAGAGGCAUACAGUGAUUCGUUGCUCAUCGUCAGCCAGAUAAAAGGGGAAUUUGCCGCCAAAGACUCCAAAAUGACGGCGUAUCUCAACGCCGUCCAGUCAAAGGUAAAAUCUUUUGGCAAGUUUGACAUCUUUCAGAUUCCCAGGGACCAAAACACGCAAGCGGAUGCAUUGGCAAACAUUGGGUCAGCCAUGAGAAAGUCAGAAUUCAAAGGCAUACCUAUAGUGCAUUUGUCGUCGCCAGCGGUCCACAAAGCAACCACAGUUGAUGACGUCAACAAUAUUGCGACGGACGUCAAUGACAUCGACGUCAGUAACGCUGCAGCUGCGUCAACAAGCUGGCAGACCCCGUUUAUCCAAUAUCUUAAAGACGGAACCCUCCCCGAAGAUAGGCUACAAGCCAGAAAGGUACGAUUCAGGGCCUCAAUGUAUGUUUUGCUUGAUGGUAUACUCUUUCGGAAGUCUAUUGCAGGACCAUACUUGAGAUGUCUCGACGGUGACGAAUGCCGACAAGUGUUGCAAGAGAUGCACGAUAGAUGUUGCGGCAAUCAUUCAGGAGGACGCAGCCUGUCGAACAGAACUUCAUGCAUGGGAUAUUAUUGGCCGACGUUACGACGAGACGCCGUCGAAUAUGCUAAGAAGUGCGACGCCUGCCAGCGUCAUGCCGCCAUGUCGCACCAACCUGCGGAGAAACUACACCCUACCAUCACUCCAUAG